AUGGCGACUCCAACCCCCAUACAAAAUAUGCCCAUCCCACCAGAAGAACGCCUAGCCCUCGAACAACAAGCCCGCUACCAGCGCAUAACACGCAACCUAGCCAUUGGCGGCCUUGUUCUAUGUCCAAUAAUAGCCGCCAUGCCGCCCCGAAAACUAGACCUCUACACAUUCUCCCUAGGAAUCGGUUUCUACCUCUCAGCCGACCACCUCAUAACCCUACGUACGGGUCGUGGCCUCGUACAAAACCUCAGUCCGAUGCGAACAAUGGAAUUACCGACCGAACGCGCCAAAGAGAUGCAGAAGAUAUUGCAGGAGGAGAGGGAGAAGAGUAGAAAGAGUCUGGAGCGGAAGGAGGGGCAAGAGAAGAGUAUACUGGGGAAGCUGUGGAUGGGUGAUGAGGAGGAAGGAUGGAAAGAGAGGAGACUCGAGGAAGAGAAGAAGGCAAUUGAGGAGGGGAAGAGUUAUGGUGAUAUGAUUUUUGAACAGAUCUGGGAGGUUUGGAAUUGGGAUAAGAAAGGAAAGGGCGCUGAUGGGAAGAAGGAGUGA
Molecule: messenger RNA, 546 nt
Organism: Alternaria arborescens
Lineage: Eukaryota; Fungi; Ascomycota; Dothideomycetes; Pleosporales; Pleosporaceae
Exons: 1
Coding region: 1-546 (181 amino acids)
Source: RefSeq, a predicted model, not a curated record